CAGCUGUGCACGUGACGAGGAAGCGAGAAACCGUUCUGAGAUUUUAUUCGAUGAUUGAUGUAACCAAACUUGAGUUUAAAGGAUGAACAGGGGCCGGGGAGUGAGGAAAAGGCAUGCACCAGAAAAAGCUGGUAUGCUCGAAACUUGUGAUGAGGAUAUUCGUGCAGAAGUUACGCAGCUCUUUAACAAGGUCAGAAGUUAUGUUCCUCCUCCAGGAGGGGAAUGGACGUUACCCGACCCAAACGUGGUGCUCUGCGAUCCUCACGUGAGUCACCCGCAUUUGCAGGCUCUGAAACAAUCACUAAAUGAGGUCAAGAAUCAGCUCAGCGAUAAAGACCUGUCAGUAUGGCACCAGCACACUUGUUUCACCAACCGGGCAGGCACUGUUACCUCCCACCUUCGCUCUACGACUAAUGCAGAGCUCUGCACUCAGGCUUGGGCCAAGUUCUAUGAGAUCUUAGGCACUUUUCAACUUCUGCCUGACAGUGCAUUGAAGACUGGCGAGUUGAACUCUAUACACCUGUGCGAAGCUCCUGGUGCCUUCAUAUCAGCUCUGAACCACUUCCUCAAGACCAGCGGCCUGCACUGCGACUGGAACUGGAUUGCUAACACUCUAAAUCCAUACUACGAAGCCAACGGACGUGGUUGCACUAUUACUGAUGACAGACUCAUCGUACACACUCUGCCUUGGUGGUUCUUCGGAUCCGACAACACAGGUGACAUAAUGCUUCAGAAGCAUCUGCUGGAACUGCCGAGAUUCGUGAGCAACAUGCGCAGUGUUGAUUUGGUUACAGCAGAUGGAAGCUUUGACUGUCAGGGAGACCCAGGGGAGCAGGAGAGAUUAGUUGCUCCGCUACAACAUUGCGAAGCCAUUUGCGCGUUGCUGCUGUUAGGAACUGGAGGCUCAUUUGUCCUAAAGAUGUUCACACUUUUCGAACACUCAUCUGUCUGUCUGCUGUAUCUCCUCGCCUGCUGUUUUCGCUCCGUGAACGUCUUCAAGCCAGGCACCAGCAAGUCUGGAAACUCCGAAUUGUAUAUAGUGUGCUUGGACUAUCAGGCCAAAGAACAAAUUCGGCCAUUGCUCUCAAAGUUAAUCCGUAAUUAUGGACCAGACUUGGCAUCCACAGCAGCGCUCUUUCCCCAUCGCUGCAUUCCAGACUCUUUUUUAAGUCAGCAUGAAGAGAUAUGCACUUUCUUCCAAGCAUUGCAAGUCAACACUAUUCAGGAGAACCUCAGGCUUUUCGUAUGCAUGAGCACAGAGCAGCGCAGGCGAUUGGAGCAGCUCAGGGAAUACGCUGCAGAGUUUUAUACUAAACGGUUCAGUGUUCAAUACCUCCCUCGGAAAAGCUGGGUUUGCAGAGGCGGCGUGGUUAGAUGGGCAAAAGUUUGUGAACGGAAGCAAAUGGGCUCUUUAAAUCAGCGCAAGGAGUUGGAGCUUCAGGGAUGGAAGCAGCGCCUUUCCCAAGGAAAUUAUGGGCCGUUCAUAGAGAAGCAUCUUGUUGCGGCAGAAGGAUGUGAGGUUGUACUCAAUGGCCCAUUGGACGAGUGUGAUUUGGCAGCCUGGUUUGCCCUUGAGGGAGCUGCCCUACCAAAAGUCUGCAGUUCCACCUUCUGUGAUCAAGAAAUGCUAGACUUUCUGAAUGAAGCUCUGGAAGAGAACCUGAGGGUCAAAACAGUGAACUGGUCUGUCAGAGCCUUGCCAACAUGCAGCUCCUGCUGCUCUGACUCUCCUGUAAGCAUCUUAUCUGAGAUAUGCAGUCAUCCGGAUGUGACAUCUUGUUUGGUGCUGGGAAGCCAGUCUUGGUGUGACGGAAAACUAGCAGGCGUUCGAAUCCAGCCAGAGUUCUUGCAAGGACCCUCUUAUUGUGGGGUGCAGAACGUUACGAUGCACGACGGACAACCAGACUAUCAACUCGAGCUUCUGAAUGCUGUCCUGUUUGCUCUACAGAAGCAGCAUCAGGGCUCAACCCUGGUGAUUCCCUUAAGUUCGGCCUUAACACGCUUCACCUCGGGCCUGGUUUUCACACUCCACCUGUGCUUCCGGUACAUCACAUUCCGAUCUUUGUCUGGUUGGCCUCCGGCUGCUCUAGUGUGCAUGGGUUUUUCUCCACCUUCAGCCUUACCCAGCCUGUUGGACUUUCUCCAGGAUGUAAUGGAGAAGAUGAAGAAAGUUGAGCUGGGAAGACAGGUUCUGCAGUUUGUGCCUUUAGAGGAACUUCUCAGAGGGGAUUUACCUCACUUCCUGUCUUCCUUCAAUACGGCUGUCAUUCGUCAGCAGCUGCAUAUGCUAAUACAGCUCGAUCAGAGCACAUAAUGCUAGCCCAGUAUGGCUUUAUCCUCUGGAAGAACUUUUUAUUUUGACUAUUUCUAUCAUGCCUCAGUUUGCUUAGAUUGAAGACAAAGCCUCAGUUGUGCUAGUGCCACAGUGGAUAUUUAGGUUGUAUUGGAACACAUAUCUCCCCUUUUUAUAUAUUUGAACUGGGGAUAAUCUCUUUCUUUAACUUUAAAUAUGCUGCAUAUGACUGAUUUUUUUUUAGAUAUAUUUAUGUAAUAUCAUGUGCAGUUCAAAAUGUUAUUCUAAUAUUUAUAUUUGCUGCCUAGGGUUUUUUAUACACAAAAGUUCUUGAGUUGACUCAAGUUGUUUGUCCUGCCUGAUUUAUUAAAACAUUUUCUUUAUGGACAUAUGAAGUGUUUUCAUUACAGUAUAUAGAUGUUGUCUUGAAAAAGCAACUAAUUGAAUCUGUUUGUGAUGUGUUGGGACUAUAUGCACACUAAUUGUACUAUAUGUACACACUAUUGCCUUUAUAUAUGGUUAAGUAUACAUUUAAAGGGAUAGUUCACCCAAAAUUUUAAAUUUACUCAUCAAGUCACCCUCAAGUGUUUCCAUACCUUUAUGGGUUCCUUUUUCUGUUGAACACAAAAUAAUAUAUUUUGAAAAAUGUGAGAAACCUGUAACCAUCGACUUCCAUAGUAGGAAAAACAAAUAUUAUGAAAGUCAAUGGUUACAGGUUUCCAACAUUUUUCAAAAUAACUUUUGUUGUUCAACAGAAGAAACUCAAACAUGUUUGUGACAAAUGAAGGCUGAGUAAAUGAUGACAGAAUUUUCAGUUUUGAGUGAACAUACUGCCAGUUUUUGUACCCUAAUAUACAACACCAACCCUGACAAUAUAUCACUUUUAGCUAUUGAAAAUGUUAAUGAAGGUCACUUCAAGGGCUUCAAAAGUUGUUGGAAGAAAGAUCAAGGUCUCAUAAUUCAAUUCAAAAGCAUAAAUAAACCGGCAAAAAUAAAAAUAAAUCACAAAAUAUGAAAACUGAUAAUUUAUGGAUAUUUUUUACAGUCUAAGCCUGCAAUGAAUAUCGAUGAACAUCAUGUGCAGUUCAAAAUGUUUAUUCUAAUAUUUGUAUUUGCUGCCUAGGGUUUUUUUAUGCACAAAAGUUCUUGAGUUGACUCAAGU
Messenger RNA from Danio aesculapii, 3455 nucleotides. RefSeq names its product cap methyltransferase 2 (gene cmtr2). Gene Ontology annotation, molecular function: methyltransferase cap1 activity. Gene Ontology annotation, cellular component: nucleus; cytoplasm. The coding region runs from base 83 to 2314 and encodes 743 amino acids. NCBI's taxonomy places the organism in Eukaryota, Metazoa, Chordata, Actinopteri, Cypriniformes, Danionidae. Gene Ontology annotation, biological process: 7-methylguanosine mRNA capping. The transcript is spliced from 2 exons. The record is from RefSeq and is a predicted model, not a curated record.